AUGGCACGUCAGGUGUUGGUUGUCGCUCUUGUUUUCUUCGCCAUCUUCAGCUACGCUUGUGCCGAGACGGCCAAAGCUCCGGUACCUGACGGCGAUGAGAACCCGGCCGCCAACGCAAUCCCUUCGAUGGCACCGAGUUCCGACGACCAUAUCGGAAACGAUGACGACGGUGAUAACAAUACUGCAGCAGCAGCAAAUGGACCAUCCUCCAACGACGUCGUAGAGGGACCCAUUGGUGGAGCUGGUUUAGAUUCCUUGACUCCAGGUGCUUCUCAUUCUGAAUCUUCUGCUUCUUCCCUUCAGCUCUCUGCCUUUGCCGGACUCGCCGUCGCUGCCGGAUACUUCUUUUAA
Molecule: messenger RNA, 351 nt
Organism: Ziziphus jujuba (common jujube)
Lineage: Eukaryota; Viridiplantae; Streptophyta; Magnoliopsida; Rosales; Rhamnaceae
Exons: 1
Coding region: 1-351 (116 amino acids)
Source: RefSeq, a predicted model, not a curated record